Aspergillus novofumigatus IBT 16806 is the source of this 822-nucleotide messenger RNA. RefSeq lists its product as uncharacterized. The transcript has 4 exons. NCBI's taxonomy places the organism in Eukaryota, Fungi, Ascomycota, Eurotiomycetes, Eurotiales, Aspergillaceae. The record is from RefSeq and is a predicted model, not a curated record. The coding region runs from base 1 to 786 and encodes 261 amino acids.
AUGGCUGAACAGUUGCUAUCGUGGCUGAACGGCUGUGUCGAUUUCCCCUGGAGAAAUGCCGCCAACCUGCGAUUAAUACAUGUGGAUAUCAUGCGACUGUGCCGCCCCGAUGGCCCCGGCUACCUCGUCCCGCCGCCACCGCAAAAUCUCGACCGCAACGCUCAUCCCAACUGGCCGUCUUCCCUUGCGCGAUUUUGGCUGAUAAAGUCGGCGAACGAUGGGGUGGAAUACUGGGCCCUUCCGGACAUCCUGGGGCUCUUUAUGAGCAGUUUAGGUCGAGCACCGACGGCAGCGAGCAAGAGGAAUUUCUACCUCCCGCUGACCGCUGUCUACGGACAGUGGUGUAUAAAACUGAUCAGGAAGGGUAUACGCACUUGGCCAAGAGUGUUUCAGUGCACCUCGACCGAAGACGAGGAGUUUUAUCUUGGAGCCUCCAGAGGGGGAUUUACGCCCGAUAGGCGGAUAGGAUCCUGGCUUGCCGUGUUGGACAGGGCUCGGUACGGGAUCAUUAGGUCCCCAUUACUACAGCUGACCAAUUGGUCACAAGCUUGGGCUCCUACCAUCCGAGCUCGAGGCCGAGAAAGGCGCAGGCUGUUUGGCCGUUGUGCGGAGACAUAUCCUGUUCACAAACUUCUGAUGUUAGCGUUAUGCAACAGCUACAUACACCUGGCCCCUAGCUACGACGAUCGACUCUCUGGGAGGAUCUGGGAGAGCCUCUGGGACCCCUGUGACAAUUGUCGAGUCCUCAUCAGCAUCAACAAGGCCAAUAUUCUCAACUUCGGCUGAUUCACCGGAAGCGUGGGAGCCCCGCCUUGAUUGUGA